Trifolium pratense (red clover) is the source of this 411-nucleotide messenger RNA. RefSeq lists its product as uncharacterized. The record is from RefSeq and is a predicted model, not a curated record. Gene Ontology annotation, molecular function: RNA-DNA hybrid ribonuclease activity; nucleic acid binding. Bases 1 to 411 code for a protein of 136 amino acids. The transcript has a single exon. Lineage: Eukaryota; Viridiplantae; Streptophyta; Magnoliopsida; Fabales; Fabaceae.
AUGUGGAACGAGUGGGAAGCAGUACAUACUGUGCAUAACAAUACUGCACAGUCCAUCGAGACACUGCAGGAACAACAGAUACAACAGCUGGAACAAUGGCGGAGACCGAGGCUAGGAAGACUCAAGUGUAACUUCGAUGCGGGUUUCCAUAACAAUGCAAGUAAGAUGAGUGCAAGAUGGUGCAUUAGAGACCAUACGGGGCAGUUUGUGAUGGCCGGAACAUCUUGGGUUCAAGGGAAAUUCGCUACCAUUCAAGGUGAAGUUAUUGCAUUACUUGAAGCUAUGAAGGAGUUGGGACAAAGAGGCUUCAUGAAUGAUACAUUUGAAACCGACUCAAAGAGUAUAGUGGAUGCAAUCCAAAGGAUAAGAGUCGGCAUAUUCGAACAGGAUGGUUGCUCACACACUUGCUAG